AUGGCCAAGAAGUCGAGUUUCAGGGUUCGGUUCCGACAUGGUGUAUACCCAAAUCUGGAGAGCCAAGCAACUAGGGAAGAUAUCAAGAAGUACGAUUAUUUCUUUGGCAGUGAGCAAACCUGGGUCCAGACUCCAGGGAAAGUUGAUUUUGUGAAUGAUCCCAUUCAGAAUGGCAGUGGUGGUGAGGGUGUCGACAGUCCAAUCUUCGUUGGAGGUCGCAAGACUACUACACGGCGUGUAAACCGCUCCAGAAGCACACGUAUAAGACGUGAUUCUGCCCUACGAUUGCGGUCCAUACAGGGUGACAAUCUCCGGGCAACAGGAGAUUAUUUUGAUGACGGAAUAGAAGAUUCGACACCCACAGGUCCCGAUGUCUAUUGGCCAAGUCGUAUCGUAGUAAACGGGUUUCCUUACAAAAAUUCCGGGCCAGAAUCAGUUUCUAGCCUCGAUGAUAUCGUGCCCUCAUCGUGGCAAGACGAACUGCCAUCUCAGCUCGUAUGCGAUUCCAUAAAGAUUGAACAUCCUUUGGCAUGGCCACUUGCAGAUCCCAUCGAAGGCCGUCUCCUCCGCUUCUGGGUAGACGAAGCAGCCAGAUGGUGGGACUCAACGAGCUCGAACAGAAUAUUCAGGCAAGUGGUUCCGGCAUUGGCGAUGCAAAACUCUAUGUUGCUUAAUGCCAUCCUCAUGUACUCUGCGCAACAUAUCCAACGCUUCCAUAUCAACUUUCCAGCGAACCCAUAUUUCUACCAUGAGCGUUUGUUGCAGCAUCUCAUACCUCAUCUGGCAGAAAAAGGCAGGAUUGAAGACGAUGCGACACUUUUUGCGGCAAUGCUACUUAGAGCAUUUGAAGAAUUCCAAGGCACUCAAGAGCAGAUGCACCUUUCUACCUACGAAUUGUUUCAAGGACCUGGAGGCUGGCUGUUCGAUAUGUCAAAUCCUCUGGUACAAGCCUGCUUGAUGAUGCACGUUCGAUUUGACAUUGAUCAUGCGCUCCUGAACCGGCCAAGCUUGCACAUCGAUUACAGCGAAGAUAUUCUCGAUAUACCGACAUCGCAGUCUGAUAAUGCUUGUUGGGAGAAUCGUAUAAUUUGGCUGACCGCACGCAUCUUACAGUGGAUAGGAAAAAAGACGUGCUCAGUAAGCGAAUGGCAUGAGCUAAGAGCUUUGGUGCACGAGUGGGAAUCGACCAGUCCAAAAAGCUUCAAUGCACUCUCACAUGAUCGCAAUCCCGAGAAUCCAAGAGACAGCCCUGGAUUGUGGAUAUCGGGUCCGUGCCAUGCUGCUGCCAAUGUGUAUUUGCAGAUUUGUCACAUGGCGCUCGUUACGCAUGUUCCCGCUGGAAACUAUGGCGGCAUCUUUGUAUCCAAUCCCGUACUAAACGUUCGAUAUGAGAUUUUGAAAGGGCUGAAAGAGAUGAUUGCAAGCGCUCGAUGUGACGCAUAUGCUGUAUCAACAACAUCAGUGGCGGUUCGCGCCAUACACAGAUUUGCUGUGAUAUUGAGUGAUGAUUGUGAUUGGCAGAAAAUAGUAGAAUUCCUUGAAGAGGUCGAUGCUACGGGGUGCUGGCCUACCAAAUCCUCGAUAAGCUGGGUGUGGCAACAAUGGCGGCAGCUAACAUAG
This is a messenger RNA of Plenodomus lingam JN3, 1620 nucleotides long. RefSeq lists its product as uncharacterized. Gene Ontology annotation, molecular function: transcription cis-regulatory region binding; DNA-binding transcription factor activity. The record is from RefSeq and is a predicted model, not a curated record. Gene Ontology annotation, cellular component: nucleus. NCBI's taxonomy places the organism in Eukaryota, Fungi, Ascomycota, Dothideomycetes, Pleosporales, Leptosphaeriaceae. Gene Ontology annotation, biological process: positive regulation of transcription by RNA polymerase II.